Messenger RNA from Perkinsus marinus ATCC 50983, 270 nucleotides. RefSeq lists its product as hypothetical. The record is from RefSeq and is a predicted model, not a curated record. Bases 1 to 270 code for a protein of 89 amino acids. The transcript has a single exon. Lineage: Eukaryota; Perkinsozoa; Perkinsida; Perkinsidae.
AUGGGUUCUCGGGAAGUUCAUCCACAGCAGCCGGACGAGAGAGCAACUGCAUUCUUCCGUGCACUAGAUCAGUAUAAUAGGGCCCUUGAGGAAGAUCUAGAGGUGGCUGCUGUGCGUGUCGAGAAUGACAGCGGUCUGCGUCCAGCUAGAGCUGACAGGAGACGACAGAGCUCGAGAAGCAUCCCCAAGCCUGAUGACCAGGGCACUGCUGUGUCCCAAGGGGGCAACGACGUCAAUGAGGAGGAUCCUUGGGUUGAAGCCUGGGUCUGA